Molecule: messenger RNA, 3510 nt
Organism: Camarhynchus parvulus
Lineage: Eukaryota; Metazoa; Chordata; Aves; Passeriformes; Thraupidae
Gene: MOGS
Product: mannosyl-oligosaccharide glucosidase
Biological process (GO): protein N-linked glycosylation; oligosaccharide metabolic process
Cellular component (GO): endoplasmic reticulum membrane
Molecular function (GO): Glc3Man9GlcNAc2 oligosaccharide glucosidase activity
Source: RefSeq, a predicted model, not a curated record
AUGGCGGGCGAGCGGCGGCGGCGCGGCGGGGAUGGACCCCGGGAACGGCCCCGGGAGCGGCUCCGCGACCGGGACCCGAAACUGCGGCAACAGCAAAAGCCGCAGCGAGGCUCCGGGCGGGGCCGGACGGCGCUGGCGCUCACAGCGGCGGCGGCAGCGCUGGCGCUGUGUCUGGCGGCGGCGGCUGCCGGGUGGAAGCGGUGGAGCGAAGCCUCCCGCCUCGUCACCCCCCACCCCGCGCCCCCGCCUCCCCCCGGUUCCACCGGGCCUCUCGCGUCGCCCACCUAUUUCUGGGGCACGUACCGGCCUCACGUCUACUUCGGGAUGAAGACGCGGAGCCCGCGUGCUGUCGUGACCGGACUGAUGUGGCUCCAACACGGCGGCAACUUGCGGCACACGAGCGAGCAGAACGACGGCGUGUCGCGAUAUGGGUGGCUGAUGCACGACGGGGAGAAUUUCGGCGUGCAGGAGAUCCGCGAUGAGGGGCUCCUGCUGAGAACCGAGUUCGUGAAGCAGCCGGGGGGAGACCAUGGUGGCGACUGGAGCUGGCGGGUCACAGCGAAGAUGGAGGGCAAGGGCCCGGCCCCUCUCCUGUCCCUCUUCUUCUACGUGGCCACAGACGGGCAGGGGACGCUGCGGCCGGUGCUGGAGAACGGAACACGGCUGGCGGCCGUGGCAGGGACGGCAGAGGAGCUCGGGGACUUCACCCUCACCUUCCUGCCGCCCACCGGUGAGGGCGGGGAGGGGCCCAAGUACGCCAGCUACAACUUCCUGGCCGCGGGGGUGCCGGGGCUGCACCGCCUCACCGACCUGGUCCGGCACAGCCUCCGCGAGAGCUCCGUGUUCUCCCCACCGGGCCGGCCCCGCCGCCGCUUUUUCGGGGUGUCCAGCACCGGGGGACUGCCUGGGGAGCCCCCGCGGGGGCAGCUGCUGCUGCACCAGGUGACGCUGGAGCCGCCGGCAGUGCUGGAGGUGACGCUGGAGUCGGGCAGCGCGGCGGGGGCACGGCACGGGCGGCUGGCGGGGCCGGCACUGAGCGCGGCGCUGACCCGGCACACGGCCGCCUUCGAGCGACGCUUCGAGGACACUUUCGGGCUGGGGACACGCGGGGUGUCCCUCCCGCAGCGCCGCUUCGCCCAGGCCGCGCUCAGCGAGAUGCUGGGCGGGAUCGGCUUCUUCCACGGCCGCUCCCUGCUGCGCUCGGAGCGCCGCGAGGAGCCGCUGCCCGGCAUGGAGUCCGUGCUGUUCACGGCCGUGCCCUCGCGCUCCUGCUUCCCGCGGGGCUUCCUGUGGGACGAGGGCUUCCACCUGCUGCUGCUGGCCCGCUGGGACCCAGCGCUGGCCCGCGACAUCCUGGCCCACUGGCUCGACCUGCUCAACGCCGACGGCUGGAUCCCGCGGGAGCAGAUCCUGGGUGAGGAGGCGCGCUCCCGGGUGCCCCCCGAGUUCGUGCUGCAGCACAGCGAGACGGCGAACCCCCCGACGCUGCUGCUGGCGCUGGAGCGGCUGCUGCCCGACGCGCCCCUGCCCUACCUGCGCCGCCUCUUCCCGCGCCUCCGCUCCUGGUUCGAGUGGCUGAACCGCACCCAGGCCGGCCCUGAACCCUUCACAUUCCGCUGGCGCGGCCGCGACCCCGACCCCGAGCGCUUCCUGAACCCCAAGACUCUUUCGUCGGGGCUGGACGAUUACCCCCGCGCCUCGCACCCGUCCGCCCAGGAGCGGCACUUGGACCUGCGCUGCUGGAUGGCGCUGGGCGCCCGCGUGCUGGCGGCGCUGGCCGAGCGCCUGGGCGAGCCCCACGCGCCCUAUCGCGACAUGGCCGCCACCCUCAGCGACAACGCCCUGCUGGACCGGCUGCACUGGGCAUCCGAGCUGGGCACCUUCGCCGACUUCGGCAACCACAGCUCGGCCGUGGCUCUGCGCUGGCACCGCCCGGCCCCGGUGCCCGGCCAGCCCCGGCGGCCCCGCAGCUGCGGGGAGGUGCGGGAGGCGCCACGGCUGCAAUUCGUGGCCGCUUUGGGCUACGUCAGCCUGUUCCCGCUGCUGCUGCAGCUGCUGCAGGCGGACUCCCCGCGGCUGCCGGCGCUGCUGGGCUCCAUGAGCAGCGAGCAGCAGCUGUGGACGCCCUUCGGGCUGCGCUCGCUGGCCCGCGACAGCCCCUUGUACCUGCGGCGCAACACCGAGCACGACCCCCCUUACUGGCGCGGCUCCGUCUGGGUCAACAUCAACUUCCUGGCGCUGCGGGCGCUGCACGGGUACGCGCGGGCGGCAGGGCCGCACCGGGAGCGAGCGGCAAAGCUCUACCGGGAGCUGCGCCAAAACCUCGUGGCCAACGUGUUCCGGCAGUACGAGGCCACCGGAUUCCUGUGGGAGCACUACCGGGACAGCGAUGGCACCGGGCAGGGUUGUCACCCUUUCGCCGGCUGGUCGGCGCUCGUGGUGCUGGCCAUGGCUGAGGACUAUUGAUGUGGGGGGGUCCCUGUGCCCCCUGCCUGCCUGGCGUGCUCAGGGUCAGGGGAGGUGUUGGGGGGCAGUGCCAGAGCCCCCCUGCCUCCCCUGCAAUAAACCUCCAUGACUGUGGCCUCAUGUCAGGGUGUCACAGUGUCACCUUUGCUGACCCCUGUGCCAUGGGGGGGAUGUUUUGCCCCUUCCUCUGGAGUCAGGGGUCACCACCCAGCCCAGUGCACCCACCACAAGGUCGAUGGUACUUCACAUCUCUUUAAUGGUGAGAGAACGCGCCGGGACCUCCCACCCACCCCCAUGGCCUCGGGCACCCCCCGGGCGAUGGGGCCCCCCUGGGCAGCAGCACUGGGAUCACAGGGGAGGCCCCAGGAGCAGUUUGGAGGGAAGGGGGCUCCAGCAGGACCCCACCACACUGCAAGGUGGGUGUCAGUCGGGGCGAGGGGCCCCCCGGGGCUCCGUGAUGAGUCCAGACCCCAGUCGGGGGUCCUGUGGGGGGGCUCAGACGGGCAGCACGGGUGAGCCGGGCCCCCCACCACCCCCUGCUCCCCCACAGCCCUCAGGCUCACCCUCCUCCUCCUCCACACCCCGGCCCACCUCAAUGCCCGAAUCCCCCGUGAGCCUUCGGUGCCGCCCGGGGCAUCCCCCUGGCACAGCUCUGCCCGCCCCACCCUCACCCCCCUCGGUGUUGGAGCAGGGGUGGCCCUCAGCCUCACACAAGUCCGGGGGCACUUGUUUGGGGGCGCCCCCGCGGGCCGGCGGCUCCUCGGGCAGGGGCAGGUCCCAGCUGGCACCGGUGCCGGUGCUGCUGGAGCCGUAAUCACGGCCGGUACUGCCACCCCCCGUGCCCGGGCCCGGCUCCGGGUCUGUCUCAUCGGUGCCCGGCGCCGAGAGAGAGGAGCUGCUGGGGGAGGAGGCGCAGGAGCAGCCGCAGGAGCAGGAGCUGCAGCCCCCGGAGGAGCCCGGCGACAGCGAGGGGCUCCCGGGGCUGUAGGGCGGCGGCGGCGUCCCGGGGCGCUGCGCCACCUCCUCGUACGCCGGGAGCUUGAA